This is a messenger RNA of Eucalyptus grandis, 2053 nucleotides long. RefSeq lists its product as uncharacterized. The record is from RefSeq and is a predicted model, not a curated record. NCBI's taxonomy places the organism in Eukaryota, Viridiplantae, Streptophyta, Magnoliopsida, Myrtales, Myrtaceae. The coding region runs from base 218 to 1444 and encodes 408 amino acids. The transcript is spliced from 5 exons.
UCCCUCCCUCCCUCGGUCCCCCACUCUCUCUCCCGUUCAUCCUUUUCCUUCUCUUUUGCUGGGUCCCUCAUCAUCUCCCCUGCUCUACCCCCCCACUGCAGAGACACUCUCCUUAUAAUAUCUCCUCCUCCCAUCCACUCACCACUCCACUCUCUCUCCUCCAUCUCUCUCUCUCUCUCUCUCUCUCUCUAGCUCGAUCGCUCGCUCUGGGCUCUGCAUGGCGCAGUCCUUCGACGACGCCGACUUCUGGGUCCCCAUGAAGUAUCUCCCCCACCGCGACCCUUGCAUGGGCAGAGACAAGCUCGGGCUGGGGGCGAGCGGCGUCCUCGCCGUUAACCGGCGCGGCUUCGAGGCCGGCGGGCUCGACGGCGAGCUCGCCCGGAGCCUGAGCAACUUCCCCAGCGAGUUCCCCUACGAGAUCGACUCGCCGGUGGAGUCCGCCCUGAGCUCGACCGAGACGGAGAGCAGCGACGAGGAGGACCCUUGGGCCGGGCUGGCUCGAGCGCUGUCUCAGUCCCCCUUUUACGAGCCCCCCGCUCAGAAGCUGCCCGUUCCCGGCUUCGCUCACCACAAGCCCGAGAAAUUAUGGGCCAUGAACGGUUCACCCAAGUCCACACUGAGUGGAAUCGGCAGCUGGUCGAGUCGCAGCCUGUUCUCAGCGAACGAAAGCCCGAAGAACGUCUCGCAGAUUCCAUCUCCAACCACGCCGUUCGGGGCCGAGAGCGAGACUUGGGAUCUCGUAUACGCUGCAGCUAUGGAGGUGGCGAGGUUGAACAUGUCAUGUCAGGAAGCGAAGUACGGCGCUCACCAGCAAAACAGAGGACUCGGCUCCGGAAGAAUCGCUAACUCAGGGCUCCACUCGAGUCACCACCGAGUCGCUCACGUUCUGACUCAGCCAACUCAGCAUCCUCGACAUGCAAGAGAGGACCGAGUGCUAAAACGACAAGCCUCUCUUCCGGUCUGGGCUAGAACAAUGGAGGGCUGGUCCGAGAACCAGCAACAGCAACAACAGCUACAAUUACAGAUUCAGAGCAGAGUGAAAAAUGCAGGGCUUGUGAAUGGAAGAUGCGGGCGAAGCCAGGGAUUCCCCCAAUCCGCAUGGACUUCGCACAACGGUGCGGGCGUGAGAGCUCCUCCGUUCGUCGCCGGAUCCGGGUUGAAGCGCGAGUGCGCCGGCACCGGCGUCUUCCUCCCUCGGAGAUACGGGGAUUUUCCGGAAUCUCGCAAGAAAUCAGGCGGCUCGACGACGACGGUGGUCGUCCCUCCGAAGGUCGUGCAGGCUCUGCAGCUGAACGUGGAUGACGUGAGCGGUCCAGCUCAGCCGUACUUGAGUGACGCUUUUGCCCCUGACCACGCCGCGUUAAUGGCGAGACGGAAUGCGCUCCUGUCGAAGCAGAGGAGUUUAAACCACGAAGUACGCCUCCCCCAGGAGUGGACAUACUGAAGAAUGAAGAAGAAGACCAAGAAGAACAAGAAGAUCAAGAAUUUGUUAGUUUUUGUGAAACAAAUAGGGCCCAUGAAAGGUCUCGACUAGGGAAAAAAUGGUACUUGAUUUUCUCGGUUUUUUUCCUUAAGGGGGCAAAAAAAAAAAGAAAUGAUAUUAGGGAAUCAAGUGGAAGUUAGUGGUAGGAAGAUAGGAGUUAGAAAUAAGUUUUUUUUAAGUAUAUAUAUAAUUUCCAGCUUUUAAGGAGAUUGCUACAGUCUUUAGGAAUUGAAUUAGGGGGAAAAUAGCUGCGGGGAGGGGGGAGGUUUCUUGUAAUAAGAGCGGGGGCAACAUCAAGAAAAGGUUUUUGAUGUCCUCUUGGGAUUUCUUUGGAGGGUUUUUAGCUCAAGAUGUGAUUUUUUUUUCGGGGUGGGGAAGACGCUUUACUUCCCCCCACCUUUUUUUGGUUGUAGCGUGAUGGUUGUAGAUGAGGGUGUCCACAACCACCACGGUCCAUCCUCCUCCCCCCGUCUGUGUAAUAUCUUUGCCUAGGUGAUGAUGAUCAUAAGAAAGCAUAGAGUAUAUUAUAUUAUAUUAUAUAAUAACGAGGAUCUAAGUUUUGUGCUGGAA